UACAGUUUUGGUUUCCAAAUCUAAGAACAAAUGCGAUUUUCUCGAUUUGAUUGGGACGGAAAUGCGUCUUUUUUGACAUUACUGAGAUUUAACUCCGUUAAUCUUGUCAACUUGUAUAGAAAUUUGCCAAAAUAUACCAAAAACUCAAUAAAUUCACGAAUCUUUUGCGUUUUUCGAGUAGAAUAACGUUUUCCCAGUCAUGUUGACGACAUUGAGGCAAUUUUGAUCUCAAGCGUUUAAAAGUGCAAAAGUGUCGUUGAACUCUCGUUAGCGCCGCUGAAAACUGUCGAAAUUUUCAAAAACUCAAGAAAAGCCUCAAAUUUCCCAAUUUAUAACGUAAAGUUCUGCCGUUCCAGAGCUACCAAAGACUUUUGGGGGCCAGUCUUUAGCCUCAGGUAAGCAAAGCCCAAACAGCCCCAUAAAGUCCCAUGGAAAUUUGACCUGCCAGUUCAAAAAAUUUACAAAAAUCAAGGACAAUUGGCUCUAAACCAAACAGUUGGCGCACUAAUAGACCGGAUCUUUCGCCAUCGACCGGCAGUAAAAAUAGGUUUCUACUUGGCCAGACUUUGAGGAAGAAUUUUUGGAAAAUUUCUGGUCGGGUUAGAGAAGAGAAUUAUUUUCCAAUGCGGCCUCAAACCGGAAAAGUUCAACAAUUUCAGUUGCUGUCCAAGUUUGAUGAGGAAUUUACUCACCAGUUUCUGUUACGGUUGAAGUCGCUGAGAAAUGUAUAUACUGCUAAAGCGUCAGCGGCCAAUGCAGCUCCACCUGCAGCAACCAGUGCGCCAAAUGCAGCGAGCAACGACCGAUUUGAAGGUCCGGUUAUUCCCAUGUGCGUUUAUCUGCACAACAAAACCGUUAUCAUGAUGGAGAUUGAAGACACGCCAUCAGCCACCUGCGAGCUCAUCUGCCAGGCGAUCGUUAACAGUGAAGAGCUGGGCUUGAACAAGCAGCUGGCUGCUCAAGUGUUCACUUUGUGGAUGAUCAGUCCGAUUUUAGAGAUUCAGCUGAAGCCCUACUCCAAACCGUAUGAAAUGAGGCAAAACUGGCGCAAUCUGAUCGAAAAGUAUGGGCACGCCUCCGAGGGCCGGAUGGAAAAGGACGAGCCGAAGCUGGUGUUUCAGAGGAACAUAUUCGUUACCAAACAGCUGGAGGAGAGAAUCAAAGACCAAAAGAUCUUAGAGCUGCUCUAUGAAGAGUGCAAAUAUAACGUUUUGAAUGGGCGAUAUCCGUCGGAGAUCGCCUAUCUGAUCAUGCUGGGUGGGAUUCAAGCUCGGGAGGAACUGGGACCUUACAAUUUGCAGGUCCAUACAACGCACUUCUUCAGGGAACAGCAAUCGAAAUUCCUGCCGGCUCAUGUGAGGAAAAGUCCCACAUGGACGUGGCUGCCCAUCAGCAGUAAAAGUUCCGCAGAAGUGCGGCUACUGGAGCAGUUCAAGCGCAUCCCUAGCACGGCCACCAACAAGAAACUGAUGAAAAAAUACCUGGAGUACUGUUGGGGGUUGCCUUUCUAUGGGGCGGCAUUCUUCGAAGGACAGAUCGAGGAGCCCGUCCGGGGGUUGAUUUCCCUGCUCACCCAUCAGGAUGUUCCCGUUUUGCUGGCAAUCAAUCCGCGCGGGUUGUACAUUAUCGAUGAUCUGAAUUGUCAAAUCGUGUUGGGGCUCCGCUACGAGGAGUUCAGCUGGGAUUGCAGCAAACCGUCCAGAGAAGACAACCCGGACUGUCUUCCCUGCCUGUUUGUGCAAUUCUUGGUGGUGGAAAAUGGCGCCAGAGUGUCCAAGAUGUUGCAGGUGUUUUCCAGACAGGCCACCUUGAUGGACACGCUCAUCACCUCGUAUGUGUCCCAAGUGGUAUCAAAGUCUAAUGACGAAGUGGACAACAAAAUGUGCGAAAGUCAGAGCAACAGCGAUAAUGACAAUCACAAUCCUCCUGGAGGUGCAGCUGCGCCCCCUUACAGUGCAAACCAUGCAGCUCUGAGCACAAAGUUGAGCAAACUUACGCUGGCAACGUUUGAUGACGAAGGACACUGUAUUGGCCAGAUGGGAUCUUGGUCGUUCAGCUAUUAA
Messenger RNA from Dendroctonus ponderosae (mountain pine beetle), 2063 nucleotides. RefSeq names its product FERM domain-containing protein 8-like. The coding region runs from base 624 to 2063 and encodes 479 amino acids. Gene Ontology annotation, cellular component: cytoskeleton; plasma membrane. Lineage: Eukaryota; Metazoa; Arthropoda; Insecta; Coleoptera; Curculionidae. The record is from RefSeq and is a predicted model, not a curated record. Gene Ontology annotation, biological process: negative regulation of canonical Wnt signaling pathway. The transcript has 8 exons.